Nannospalax galili (Upper Galilee mountains blind mole rat) is the source of this 2999-nucleotide messenger RNA. It is a transcript of the gene Smad6, whose product is annotated as SMAD family member 6. Lineage: Eukaryota; Metazoa; Chordata; Mammalia; Rodentia; Spalacidae. Gene Ontology annotation, cellular component: heteromeric SMAD protein complex. Gene Ontology annotation, biological process: SMAD protein signal transduction; cell differentiation; transforming growth factor beta receptor signaling pathway. The transcript has 4 exons. Bases 1079 to 2572 code for a protein of 497 amino acids. The record is from RefSeq and is a predicted model, not a curated record. Gene Ontology annotation, molecular function: transcription regulator inhibitor activity; I-SMAD binding.
UGCGCAACAAUCAGCGCCGCGGAGCCGCCAAAGUGUCUAGACUGGCAUAUGAUGGGAGGCAGCCAAUGACUCCGCGGCGCUCCUCCGGGGGCCCUCAGUGUGCGUUUGAGGAGAACAAAAAAGAGAGGAGAGCCGAGCCGGGGAACGAGCGAGGGAGCUGAGCGGAGAGAAAGAGCCGCCGGGCGCUGCCUCGCCAAACCUCGCUGAGACCGCGGGGCCACCAGGAGGCACUUUGGUGGCGGGGGGAGGGGGGGCGACCUCGGCAGCCGCGGCGCCCGAAGCAACCGAGCGCAGCGUGGGGCGGGCUGAGACCUCUGCCUCGGUGGAUUGCAUUUUUAAUUACGGAUUCCCAGCAGCUAUUUAGGAUAUUUUUUACGGCUUCCACUCAAUGUGUUGACACCCGCGUUCAGGAGUGACUCGCUUCAAGCGCCCGGAGCGCCCGGGACCUGAGACGGAGUUGCUUUUCGUGCGCGCAAAUCCAAACAUUUGGGUUUUGUUUGGAAUCUUUUUUCUUUGCUUUCCACCCCCCUCUUUUUUUUUUCCUCCUUUUUUUCCUGCGGGGACCUGAGACUUAUCCACAAGCCUGCCUUUCAGAUCCUGCAGGGAAAGCUCAUGUAGCGAAGCGCUUGGCUUUUAAAAGGCAGGGUGCUGCAGAUAGAUUUGGGGGUUCGGCACGAGCGCUUUGUGCUCGUGGACCAGCCACGCAACUUUUGAAGGCUCGCAGGCCCAUGCGGGGUCUUUCCAACAUCGCGUCGCCCGUGGCCCCUCAAAGGUUCCAGGGCGGCUGGAGUUGAGCAGCCCCGGCCCGUCGCGGUCCAUGUAGUCCGUCCGCCCCGCGCGGACUGCGGCUCGGCGCGCGUGUGUUCCCGGCCGGUCCCGCCCGGGGUGCGAGUUCCCCUCAUGUUGCAGCCUUGCGGUGCCCCUUCGACGACAGGCUGUGCACCGUCUGCACGGCGCCCCGCGGCGGAGCUUCAUGUGGGGCUGCGGCCCGCGCAGCCCGCGCCUCGUUGAGGGAACGGACCCCCGGUAACCGGAGACCGCCUCCCCUCCCACCACCCCCGGCGCCAAAGGAUAUCGUAUGUUCAGGUCCAAACGCUCGGGGCUGGUGCGGCGACUUUGGCGAAGUCGUGUGGUCCCGGAUCCGGAGGAAGGCGGCGGCAGCGGCGGCGGCGGCGGCGGAGACAACGAUGGGAGCUUGGGCAGCCGAGCUGAGCCUGCCCCGCGGGCACGAGAGGGCGCCGGCUGCGGCCGCCCCGAAAUCCGCUCGGUAGCCCCGCGGAGGCCCCGGGACGCGGUGGGACAGCGAGGCGCCCCGAUCGCGGGGAGGCGCCGGCGCGCGGGUGGCCCCCCGAGGCCCAUGUCGGAGCCGGGGGCCGGCGCUGGGGGCUCCCCGCUGGACGUGGAGGAGCCGGGAGGCCCCGGCUGGCUGCCCGAGAGUGACUGCGAGACGGUGACCUGCUGCCUCUUCUCGGAGCGGGACGCUGCGGGCGCGCUCCGGGACGCCGGCGAUGCCCUGGCCGGGAUGUCCCCGGAGCCAGAGGAGGGCGGCGGGCCUCGGAGUCGCGAAACCCGCUCGCGGCUGUUGCUGCUGGAGCAGGAACUCAAGACGGUCACGUAUUCGCUGCUCAAGCGGCUCAAGGAGCGCUCUUUGGACACGCUGCUGGAGGCGGUGGAGUCCCGCGGUGGCGUGCCGGGUGGCUGCGUUCUGGUGCCGCGUGCGGAUCUCCGCCUGGCGGGCCAGCCCGCGCCGCCGCAGCUGCUGCUCGGCCGCCUCUUCCGCUGGCCCGACCUGCAGCACGCCGUGGAGCUGAAACCUCUCUGCGGCUGCCAUAGCUUCGCCGCCGCCGCCGACGGACCCACCGUAUGCUGCAACCCCUACCACUUCAGCCGGCUCUGCGGGCCAGAAUCACCGCCACCCCCCUACUCUCGGCUGUCUCCUCCUGAUGAGUACAAGCCACUGGAUCUGUCCGAUUCCACAUUGUCUUACACUGAAACCGAGGCCACCAACUCCUUCAUCACUGCUCCGGGUGAAUUCUCAGACGCCAGCAUGUCUCCAGACGCCACCAAGCCGAGCCACUGGUGCAGCGUGGCGUACUGGGAGCACCGGACGCGCGUGGGCCGCCUCUAUGCGGUGUACGACCAGGCCGUCAGCAUCUUCUACGACCUACCUCAGGGCAGCGGCUUCUGCCUGGGCCAGCUCAACCUGGAGCAACGCAGCGAGUCGGUGCGGCGCACGCGCAGCAAGAUCGGCUUCGGCAUCCUGCUCAGCAAGGAGCCGGAUGGCGUGUGGGCCUACAACCGUGGCGAGCACCCCAUCUUCGUCAACUCCCCGACGCUGGACGCGCCUGGAGGCCGGGCCCUGGUGGUGCGCAAGGUGCCCCCCGGCUAUUCCAUCAAGGUGUUCGACUUCGAGCGCUCGGGGCUGCUGCAGCACGCAGAUGCCGCCCACGGCCCCUACGACCCGCACAGCGUGCGCAUCAGCUUCGCCAAGGGCUGGGGACCCUGCUACUCGCGACAGUUCAUCACCUCCUGCCCCUGCUGGCUGGAGAUCCUUCUCAACAACCACAGAUAGCGUUGCGGUUGCCACCGCGCUGCAAAGUCCCCCCACCUCCAGGGGCCAGUGCCCAGAGACGCCGCCCCACGGACAUUACCCCCUCCCCAGAUAUCAUCUACCUAGAUUUAAUAUAAAGUUUUAUAUAUUAUAUGGAAAUAUAUAUUAUACUUGUAAUUAUGGAGUCAUUUUUACAAUGUAAUUAUUUAUGUAUGGUGCAAUGUGUGUAUAUGGACAAACAAGAAAGACGCACUUUGGCUUAUAAUUCUUUCAAUACAGAUAUAUUUUUUCUUUCUUCCCCUCUUCUUUCCUUUUUUUUUUUAUUUUAAAGAAAAUGAUACAGCAGAACUAGGUGGAAAAGCCUGGGUUUGAUGUUUGGUUUUUGAAAUAUUAAUGCCCAGACGAAAAGCUAAUAACAGUCACUCAAUAAUAAAGUAUUCGCAUUACA